Babesia microti strain RI is the source of this 945-nucleotide messenger RNA. RefSeq lists its product as hypothetical. Lineage: Eukaryota; Apicomplexa; Aconoidasida; Piroplasmida; Babesiidae. The record is from RefSeq and is a predicted model, not a curated record. The transcript is spliced from 2 exons. Bases 1 to 945 code for a protein of 314 amino acids.
AUGAGUCUCGGAUGGGAAUUUGAGGUUUUUGAUAAAACAGAUAAACUGGAAGACAACUUCAACAAUGUAUUUGUCAAAGCUAAGAGUGUUAUAUAUGAUAAACUAGAAAGAAUUACAAAUAAAAGCGUCACUAAAAAAAUCAUGGCGAUUUUACAAAAAUCACGAAACAUAUACAACAAGCUGUUGGACAAGUUAAGAGGACUUAACAAUAUUGCUAUAUUAAGUACUGAGUCUGUACCCAAUAAAGAGACAAUGUCGCAACAAUCUACUAAAUGCUUCAACUUAACUUCAGCGGACAGUUUGGAGUUCCAAUACGUUUCCAGUGGCAAGGUAAUUGGCCUAAAAACAGCUUUAGACAUAUCUGCUAGGCUUUUUUGUCUAUGCUGGAUCAUUGGAACCAUGUUUUACAACAUGGCUCAAGCACUAUGGUUGACACUUGUGCUGUUUAUACCCUUAAUAUCACCCAUAAUAAAUGACAGUUCCAAUAGUAAUGAUUGUACUAGUAGUGAUGGUGGAUACAAGAAUUUCAACUGGAAAUGUGGUCUGUUUGCAUAUUACAUACAUAUAACCCUAUUGUACCUACCACUGCCUAAAUCUCUAAGCCCAUACCGAAUUAUCUAUAUAAGCGCUAGAAAUGGCUUCUUCAAAUCUUUGUAUACGUUUUUAAAUUCAAUAGUUUUUAUACCCAAAGAGUUGCUGGAAUUCUUGAAAUUUUACAGCUACGGUGGGUUUUAUAGCAAGACAACAUCGUAUGAACCCAUAUCAAGACUGGUUUCUAUUGCGGAGGACACUAAAAACCCUGCCGCUUAUGAAUUGGCUCUUAAUUUAUUUUUGUUAUACCCUUUUUGGUUUGUAAUUUUUUGGGUAAAUCUACCUGAAUCACUAACCUCUCUACAUGCGCAUGAGAAGUCAUCACAAACUGGAACUAGGGGGUUAACCAAAUAA